UAAAGCGUUCAUAAUGCAGAGUUUUCAUGUGAGAAUGUUUCGUGAUUUGUACUGAAUGAAAUACAUAAAUUGUAAUGUGUUUAUAAAAGGCUUAAUAAUAUUAUUACCUGUAAUUAAUAUAAAAAUAUGCGUACGAAAAAUAAUAAUCUUAAACUUAUUUUCCUACAAACUUUUAAGUACGACUCCAGAUACGUCUGCAAAUCCUACAUGAUUUGAUCCAUCUGCUGGCGAGUCUGGAGGUAGCCGCUACACUACGUUGGACCCAGCUCGAUGCAAAGGAACCCAACAUUCAGCGUGAUAUCGCAAGUCUUACAUUGCACUAGGUGACAUGCCUGGCAGUCGUGAUAUUGAACGAGCAGAACGUAAUGGAAGAUUUCGAUCACGUAGAAGAGAUAGUACAGGCAGUGAUAUAAAUCGACAUAAUUUCGAAGCUUCUGACAAGAAGCAUAGACGGCAUGGAAAAAACAAGGGUUCUGGAAAAAAAAAGAAGAAGAGGUCUAGAGAUAAAUCUAUAGAGAAUGUACCAACUGUAGCCUCUUCCAUAGUUAAGCCUUUAGUUGAAUACUCAGAUGUGAGUAGUGAAGACUUGUCUGAACCGGAAGCAGGGGAAAUUCAGUCAGAGGAUAGUAGAGGUAAUAGCUACACGGACGGAGAAGUACCUGAGACAGUUUUACAGAGGCGUUAUUAUGGCGGAAGUCCAGUACGAGCUCUUGGGGCAUCGCCUAUUAGUCUUUCACCAUCUCCACCAGUCCAGCAUAGGCAUUCUGGCAGACAUUAUUCGCCUAAUGAACAGCAGCCUUCAGCAAUGCAUGGUGCCACACCUGAAUAUGAAGAGGAGUCCAGGCGCUAUGCGAGAAGAAAAGAAAAGAAACAUAAACGAGAGAAGAAAAAGAAAAGAAGCCUUAGUCCCUCAUCCAGUUCUGGCAAGAAGAAGAAACGAAAGUCUAAGAGGCAUUCUCAUAGUUUGAGUCCACAUCGCAUACCAGAUGAAAUCAUAAUAAGCCCGGAGCGCGAGAAACCAGUUGGAAAUUGGUCAGAGUCGCCUCCUUUACCACUGAAGGAUAGUACUUCACCGAUUUCACCUGCGACACCUCAAGAAUUAAGAGAGUUCAGCGAUGUUGAACUUGUAUUACCCAGGCAACCCCGAAACGUAACACCUCCACCCCUUCCCCCAAGACCGACCGAAUCUCCACACACUCCUUUGUUGCCGCCAAGAACAGCAACACCAGAGAAUAACAAAGCAAAUUUAUCUGCGAUAAAACACACACCAGAAAGACAGAAACAUAGUCCUAGUAUUCAUACUCGACGUAAUAGCAUUAGUCCAGGGCCAACGAUAAGCUCGAGUCGUAGGAGACCUCAUAGCCCAAGUCCACCAUCGAGACGAAGAGACCAUAGCCCGGCGAGAAGAAGAGACUUUAGUCCCAGCCCCAUGGUGCACAGACUGAGGCACAGUCCUAGUCCUUCAAGGAGGCGAGAAUUCAGUCCGAGUCCUGUUGGUCAUCGACGUAGAGGGGAUCCCGUUAGUUCACCACCGUCGAGUAAACGUAGACGACGGGACGAGGCUGAUCGACGACACAGACACCAUGAAAAAGACAGGAGGGACAAAAGAAAAUCAAGAUCGACCAGAAGUCCUACUGGAAGCAGGUUGCAUUUACCUCUUUCCCGUUCGCGAUCCCGAAGUCCUGGAAGAUGGCGGAAGAUCCAAUCACGAUCUAGAUCGCGUUCGCGUCGACGAAGUCGAACUCCGAAGAAGUCACGUUCUCCUAGCAAAUCUCACAAGUCUGUAAGGAAGCACAAGUCGAAGAGUCCUCGUCCUUCGAGGAUACCUUCACCUUCGCCCCAUAGACCCAGGCCAAGAAGUCCGUCUAGCAUCACCGCGAGAAAUCUCAGAGUACAAGCAAAAAUCAGCGAGACCAGUUUGUUCGCCGAGCUAGUGAAGGACAGGAACAUGCGUGAGUUAGCGUAUAAGAAACUACAGGCGGCUAAAGAGAAAGCUGUGAACCAGGAUGAAGUUCAAAUCAUAGAAGGCACCGAUGACAAAGACGGCAGCAACACGUCCUCCGAGAACAAACCUUCCGCCGACAACAAAGAUAAAUAUGUAAAUCACAAAGAUCAAACGAAGGGGACGAGCGAAACCAUGAAAUCUGUUGACGUUGUGGAUAUCCCAGUUCCGGUGUCGGACGACAGUGGAAUAGCGGGAAAGACGCCUCCAUUGCCCAUGUCACAAUCUGUCAAUACGUCGAACUUAAUGCCCGGAGGUAAUCAACCUCCAACUGUUGUAUAUACUUCACCUACAACCGCUGCGUCUAAUAAUUGUCCAGUGACCGUUACAAGUAGCCCGAAUUUUUCGACUGUUACCACUGUACAAGCACCCCCGUUGCCACAGUCUGAGCUUGCGAACGCGUCUUGCAUACCACAACCGUCUAUGUCAGUGCCUAUCCCUGUACCAGUACCUGUUCUACCAAAUUUGUCCGUUCCGCCUCCGCCGAUACCGAUUCCUGUACCGGCGCCUAAUACGGCCAUGUCAAAAUUCAAUCCUCCCAAUAACUUGGUUCCUCUUAAGUCGGUAGACCCCCCUAAACCCCCUAUCGUGGCAUUUAAGACAAAAAGUUUGUCACGGUUACCGUUACCGCCUGGAAUUAAUCAGAAUGAUUUGGAGAGUAUAGACUCGCCGCCGAGUAGGUCACCAAGUCCACCUAGCAAGGCACAAAUGAAGUUUCCUACAUCCACUCCGAAACCACCACAGAAGAAGAGUAUCAAAGACUUACCUAUGCCUCCAGUAGUUCCUGGGUCUGAAGACUUGAGUGGAGAAGAUGAUCCAAAUGCAACACCACCACGCACAAGGGUUGAACGUGUUCCGCCAAAGCCCAAGCUAAAGAGACCAAAAAUCUUGAAACGUAGGAGCUCGAGGAAUUGCCACACUCCUAUGUCGGCUUCCGGUGGCAAAGAUUGGGGUGAACGCUGCGUUGAGGUGUUUGAAGUCAUAGCACAGAUUGGAGAGGGUACCUACGGUCAGGUGUACAAGGCUCAAGACAAACGAGCUAGCGUGCUUGUGGCAUUGAAGAAAGUCCGCUUGGAAAACGAGAAAGAAGGGUUUCCGAUCACGGCGGUGCGUGAAAUCAAAAUUCUGCGACAGCUGAAUCAUAAAAACAUUGUCAACUUGAGGGAAAUAGUCACGGACAAACAGGAUGCCUUAGACUUCAGAAAAGAUAAAGGAUCGUUCUACCUCGUGUUCGAAUACAUGGAUCACGACUUGAUGGGUCUUCUAGAAUCCGGAAUGGUGGAUUUCAAUGAAAUGAACAACGCGAGCAUAAUGAAACAAUUGUUAGACGGUUUAAAUUACUGCCACAGUAAAAACUUUUUACAUAGAGAUAUAAAGUGUUCAAAUAUAUUGAUGAACAAUAAAGGGGAAGUGAAGUUAGCAGAUUUCGGACUUGCAAGACUUUACAAUGCCGAAGAUAGGCAACGACCCUAUACAAACAAAGUUAUUACUUUGUGGUACAGACCUCCUGAAUUAUUGCUAGGCGAAGAACGUUACGGGCCUGCUAUAGACGUUUGGAGUUGCGGUUGUAUUUUAGGAGAAUUGUUUUCUAAGAAACCGCUAUUCCAGGCGAACGUAGAGAUGAUGCAGUUGGAGAUGAUUUCUAGAGUCUGUGGUACACCAACUCCCGCCGUUUGGCCUUCUGUGAUAAAAUUGCCGUUAUGGCACACACUCAAGCCAAAAAAGUCCCAUAGAAGACGCUUGCGGGAAGAUUUCUCGUUUAUGCCGGCACCAGCUUUGGAUCUAUUAGACAAAAUGUUAGAAUUAGAUCCUGAAAAACGAAUAACGGCUGCUGACGCACUUAAAAGUGCAUGGCUGAAAAAUGUUCAACCUGAGCAGAUGCCGGCACCGCAACUUCCUACUUGGCAAGAUUGUCAUGAACUUUGGAGCAAAAAGCGAAGACGCCAGUUGCGGGAACAACAAGAGAGCUCUGCGGGAAAGAUACCUCUGCUACCUCUUCCGAAUAAAGGAGGUCCCCAUAAGGCUAUCGAAGAUCUAUCAGAUGUCGGGGGAUCUUCCAAACGUUUAAAAAUGGAAGCAGGCUACAAUUCCCAUCCAAAUCGACUUGGUACGGAAUCUCAUUAUGGGGGAGAUAAUUUGUUUAAUCAGAGUGGGCCGUUCAUGGUUUCACCUUCGUCAUAUUAUUAUGCCAGUCCUCCACCUGUUAAACCACGACACAAAGGAGACGCAAGCUCUCAUUUGACAGAACUGUGCGCCGAAGAUAGCCUUGCCCGAAAAUUAAGUAUUCUCACAAAUGCCUUAAAUCAGGGAAAACCAAUUCGUGUUGAUGAUCUCAUGUCACUUCGAUCAGACAAUGAGAGUGACCCUAAAGUAGUACAGUUGUUAGGAGAAUUGCAUACUGAACUACGGCUGGCAGCAAAUUCAAGACCAAGUGGACAACUAGAAUCUCAUCUUCCUGUAUUGAAUCCACCAUCUUUAGAUACGAAUACUUCCCAAUCAGGAAAUUUUGAUGCGCAUGCAGUUUAUGCUGGUGAUGAUGCAAUGAGCUCUGGAAGGUGGUCACAGUUGGCUACAGCUGGUGUUCGCAGUGCAUUAUUGGCGCUUAUGUCGCGCUAUGGUUUGGAAACAUACAAUCCUUCCCCUGCUAUCACCCGACCCCCAGGUAAACCGGCAUCCAGCCUGAUGCAGAACCUUUUCCUGCCCUCGACUUCCUCUCAGUCAGCAUUCAGCUCAUAAUAAUUUGUACAUAUAUGGACUCAUUACAGCAUUUGAAACAAUGUUUUGUAUAAAGUUGACAAAAGGUCUAAAUUACUAUUUUUUAAAUUAACUAGGCAAGGAAGUACAACUGCAUCCAAGUUGUUUAUAGACUCUGCUACCUAUUCGUAACUGUAAGUGCACAUUCGGUGUAUAACUUGUAUAUAAUUGAUAUAUUAUUAAUAUCAGACCAGUUACUUAAUACGGUACUUGUAUCUUUAAUAGUACGAAUAACGCUCUUUAUAGUGCACACACAUGCGAUAAACGAGAUAAGAGAGGCUUUAAAGGUUUCAACUUUCUUCUUGUUUUUUUAAACGUAGAUUUAUUUUUUGCACUUAAGAAAUAUUUAAUAUAUAUAUAAAUAUAUAUAUACAUAUAUUGAUGUAGAUACAUGAGAGCACAUGUAAAAUGUAUGUGCAUUUAAAAAAAUGUUAAACAAAAUAUCUGCCCAUGCAGACAUUUUUAUCUCUAUCUCUUUAUUUUUUUAAAAUAUAGUUCCUUUUAAUGAAUUUGUUACGCAUAGAAAUUUUAUGUCAUGCGACAAACUUACACUGAAUGAGUUCAUGAUCAAAAGGCAUGGAAAAAGAAAUGGAGCUAUUCCAUAAGAAAUUCGAAGGUCGGAUGCAUUCUGAAUAUUUAUUGCAUAAGACUUUUUUUCUUUUUAUAUAAGAUGUUAACGUUUAUUUAUUAUGCAAAUAUUUACAGGAUGUAAUGUACAUAACAUGAUCGAGAUAUAAUAAAGAAACAAAAGUACAUGAA
Megalopta genalis is the source of this 5515-nucleotide messenger RNA. NCBI's taxonomy places the organism in Eukaryota, Metazoa, Arthropoda, Insecta, Hymenoptera, Halictidae. The record is from RefSeq and is a predicted model, not a curated record.